UAAGGCAGAAGCACAAGUCCUCUCUCCAGACUGAAUUGGCCUCCGUGGGCGUUCAGCUGGUUUUCUCCAUCACCUCAGGAAGGUUUUCCUGAUCAGCUUUCUUCAUGGCUUGUAUUGAAAACGUGCUUGGUGGGCAAGCCCCUUCACUCAAUGGAGUAGUUGCAGAUGAGCCUGGGUUGCUGGAGCCGCGCCCCGACGACGUGUCCCUCCAGUGUCCGAGUUCCACGCCAAAAGGUGAUGCGGAGACUUGGGGCCACCAUCGCGUCCUGCUGAGACCUCCCCUCAAUGUGCUGACUGACCUGGCGAGAGAGCAGCUGGAGCGCCCCUCCGAGACCAGAGGAGCCUGCAUUCCUGUCGACAGUUCAAGUGCUCACAAACACCCCUAUGCGCCACCACCUGCUGUUGCGGAAGAGUCCCUGGCAACAGCAGAAGUAAAUAGCUCUGAGGGGUUGGCAGGCUGGAGGCUUAGGGGACAGGAUUCUAUUAAUGUGUCCCAGGAAUUCUCUGGCAGCCCUCCCGCACUGAUGAUAGGGGGGCCAAGGGUCAGCAGUCGGGGCACCGAGAGAGGUGGCAAUAAUGCAAGGCUAUACGUGGCUUUGCCACGAGGUCAGGGGUUCUUUCCAUCCAGAGGUCCACAAGUAAGAGGCCCCCCACAUAUCCCCACCGUUAGAUCAGGGGUAAUGAUGGAGCUGCUUCCAGGAAAUACAAGAAUGGCUGGCAAGGAAAGGCUGGCUCAUGUUUCUUUCCCCCCUGGAGGCCCCCGGCACCCCGUGGAGAAUUGGCCAAGGCCUCUCCCCUUGUCUUCCAGUACUCCCAGUAUACAGUCUCGCUCUCCUGUUCAUUGCUUUAUACCUCCUCGACCUCCAAGUUUCAGUCCAUUUCUUGCUAUGCCUAUUGCUUUCGCUCCAUCCCCGAUAUUUGGACCACCAUUACCUUCUUACUUUGCCAAUUUUCCUUCCUGGGGCAUGCCAGCUCCUGCGCCCCCAAACAGAGAGAACAACUGAUAACAGAAAAGGGAGGGGAAUAAAGGGUUGAGGGAAGAGGUGAAAAUUACUCAUUUAUGUUUUUAUAUUUGAAACCCCCUACCCUCUUGGCGCUUUGCUUAGCACUAAUGUGCCUUACAUGU
Molecule: messenger RNA, 1126 nt
Organism: Ailuropoda melanoleuca (giant panda)
Lineage: Eukaryota; Metazoa; Chordata; Mammalia; Carnivora; Ursidae
Gene: PRR32
Product: proline rich 32
Exons: 2
Coding region: 105-1004 (299 amino acids)
Source: RefSeq, a predicted model, not a curated record